AUGGAUCAGAGAAACAAGACCAGAGUCAUGGAGUUCAUUCUCCUGGGCUUUCAAAAUGAGAAAGAAGUAGAACUUCUUGUUUUUUCUGCCUUCUUGCUCAUGUACAUGAUAUCUCUCAUUGGCAACUCCAUGAUCAUACUCCUGGUAUGUGCUGAUUAUCAUCUGCACUCACCCAUGUAUUUCUUUGUAGCCAAUCUUUCAUUCCUUGAGGUCACUAUCACCUCCACAGUGGUACCAAAGAUGCUAGCCAACACAUUUUCCUUUACCAAAGCAAUAUCCUUCACGGGAUGUCUCACACAGUCUUUCUUCUACUUCCUUCUGGGAUCCACAGAAUUCUUCAUUCUGGCUGUCAUGUCCUUUGAUAGAUAUGUUGCCAUAUGCAACCCCUUGAGAUACACCAUCAUCAUGAACAGACACACAUGUGUCAUGCUAAUUGUGGGAUCUUAUGUGGGUGCAUUUUUGGUCAUUUUGCCAUCCUCCAUCUUAACUGCUCCUCUGCCCUUUUGUGGACCAAAUGUCAUCAAUCACUUCUUCUGUGACAGUGCCCCGGUGCUAAAGCUGGUCUGUGCUGACAUCUCCAUGGCUGAGCUAGCAGACUUUAUCUCCUCUGCUGUGCUGCUCCUGGGUUCCCUGCUCCUGACUGGAGUGUCUUACACCUAUAUCGUCAUUACUAUCCUCAGAAUUCCCUCUGUCCAGGGACGCCAGAAGACCUUCUCCACUUGUGUUUCUCAUCUGACUGUGGUUACACUUUACUACGGGAGCUCCAUCUUCAUCUAUGUCCGGCCCAAAAAAGGCAAUGUUAUGGAUGUUAACAAAUUUGCCACAGUGCUGAAUACCAUUGUAACCCCAAUGCUGAACCCUUUCAUUUACAGCCUCCGAAAUGAGAAAGUCAAAGAAUCCCUAAGAGAUGCCUUCAGCAAAUACAUUGGUGUGCUAACAAAUUUAAGAUCUCAAAAAUGA
Erinaceus europaeus (western European hedgehog) is the source of this 960-nucleotide messenger RNA. Its product is annotated as olfactory receptor 6E1-like. The transcript has a single exon. Gene Ontology annotation, molecular function: G protein-coupled receptor activity; olfactory receptor activity. NCBI's taxonomy places the organism in Eukaryota, Metazoa, Chordata, Mammalia, Eulipotyphla, Erinaceidae. Bases 1 to 960 code for a protein of 319 amino acids. The record is from RefSeq and is a predicted model, not a curated record. Gene Ontology annotation, cellular component: membrane. Gene Ontology annotation, biological process: G protein-coupled receptor signaling pathway.